GGAUCAUGGCGCCUCUGCACCCCCUCCCUCGUAUGACAGAUAUCCACAAUUGUUCCUGUAAAUUCUAAACCUUGAGACAGUAAGACCAUCUUUUUUAAAUAUAUAUAUGAUUGAUAUCUGUGAAAUCUGAAAGUACAAAGUCAAUCAAUCAAUCAAGUAUUUCAAUUCAAAGUGCCACUUUAGGUUUUAUAGGAAUUUACAUUUUACAACGUAACAUGAAGUGACCCUUUUGCCGUCAGGUUCCUCUCUGUAAGGGGAAAAAUUCAAUGACGACCUUAAACUCCUUUAAACCUGAAGGUUGAAUUAGGUUUUUAGUCUUAACCAUUAACUUAUAAAAGAAGGUCAUAUAAUUGCCGAACAGUCGUCUUGGCAUUCUCAUUUUUUGUGGGUAACCCUGUAUGAUAAGCAAUUUCCAAUUAAAAAACACGAGGAGAUAUUUGUUAAUACAAACUAAUGUUUAAUCAGUGAUGGUAUUUUUUGAAUAAAGGGUCACUUGGUCAAAUGUUGAUAAGUCUUUUCAGGAACAGCACUUAUCUAUUGUGAUCACAUUUGCUCAAUUAUGUACAAAAAAUUAGAACAUUUUUAAUUAUAUUUUUAUUUUUUAACACAAAUUUGCACACUUUAUGCACGAAGUAUGUUAAUCGUUCUGGUUUUCGAGAUAAAGUCUGAAAUCUAGUCUUUUCAGAAAAAUGCGGAUUUAAUAGGCAAAUGGCUAAAAAUAACCCUCCGGAAUUCCCAAAUGAUUUUAACAUUUCCUAUUAAAUCCUACAAUAAUUUGGUCCAAUGUCCUCCAAAAAUCUGCCAAAUAGUGAUAAAAUUCAUCACUCCACCAAUCAUAAUAUUGACAGAAGAGAUAAUGAAACUGGGUUCAACAACUUGGAAGAGAGACCGACCACAUCAAUUGCAGGUUCCAAGAGAAAGACUACUGCUGCGAGACGAUAUUCUAAUUCUCCGGAUACAAGUCUUAUCAUCCAUCAUACUCCGGACGGACUUUCGGAAACGGAAUCCCCGGAUAAUAAUAUCCAAGAUACUCCGGAAUAUCUAAUUAUAUCAUCUGAUGAGAGCGUGGUCUGCGAAAAGGAGAUUAAAAAUGCGAUUCCAAAAACGAAAUCUAAAACGAAAUGUAAGGAGAAAAGUAGGAAGUCACGGGAGUCAACUCCCAGUUUGUCAUCAUCUGAUGGAAAGAUUUCUUCCGACGAUAACACACCUCCAAAAAAUCGGAAUAAAAAAUCUGCAUCUCAUAAACCGAGGAAAACUGGUGAUCGGGUUAACGAUGCCGAUGAUUUUGCAACAGGUUCGAUUUCUCGAGCAAAAAGAAAAUUUAACACUUCCGAUCCUUUGACAUCAGAAGGAACCUCGUCCGGAAGAAAAAUACGAAAAGUUGAUGAUACCCUACCACCUGGACCCCGUCCACGACCUACAAGAUCAUUGUCGCCUCGAACCUUGUGUAGUGUGGCUCCAACAAGUGACUGCGCGUCAUUGAGUCGAAGAAUAGAAAAUCAUCUUGAACAAUCAUCAUCAAAAUCAAGACGAUCAUUGGCCCGAGCAUUAUUAGAAAAAAUACAACCAAGUAAACCCAGAAAACCGAAUACAGGGAAGACGCCAACUGAUAAAGAAGUGGAUGAAAGCACAACUACUUCUACUACUACUACUUCAGAUGAAGACCUUGACUCACCAGGAAGUAAGAAAAGUACAGAUAUUGAAGGGAUUGCAAAGUGUUCAGAUGAUGUUACUAAUUUUGCUAGCAUCCUUCUCCUCAAGAUAAAUGAGAAGUUGGAUCAACUGAAGGAAAAGCAAAAAAGUAAAAAGAAGAAGAAAAUUGAGAAGAGUCGUCAUAAGAUCGGGACAGAGAAAGGUUCGGAUGAGAUAGUUUGUUUAGAUGAAACUGCCGAAGAUUCAGGGCAGAAACCCAGAGAAUCAAGACAGAAACCUAGAGAAUCAGGGGACAAACCUGGAGAAUCAGGGGACAAACCUGGAGAAUCAGGGCAGAAAACUGGAGAAUCUGCGCAGAAACCCGGAGAAUCAGGGCAGAAACCUGAAGAAUCGGGACAAAAACCUAGCGAAUUAGGGCAGAAACCCGGAGGAUCGGGGGAGAAAACCGAAGAAUCAAGUAAAUCUUGUUCAGGUGCUUCAUUGAUUUACACCUCAUACUCCCUGUUACAGAAAAAACACGUCUCCGAACCUAUAGUAGAAGAAAGUUCGUCUUUAGUAAGUUUUAAAAUCAUGAAAUCUGCUGCGACCAGUAAAAGAUCACAACAGUCUCCUCUUAAUGCUCACGGAACGGAUGGUGAGAAAUUAUGCCGCAGCCCAAAAUUUAAAACUUAUCAUCGCAGAACCUCUAGAUCUAGAUCAUCUUCUCGUCAUUCCCCCAGAUCCAGUCCUGCCUCUCGAAAAUCCACCAGGCCCAGUCCAGUCCCUCGUGAAUCUCCUAGAUCCAGUUCAGCCCCUCAUAAAUCCCCUAGAUCUAGUCCAGCCCCUCGUAAAUCUCCUAGUUCGAGUCCAGCCCCUCGAAGGUCCCGUAAAUUUAGUCCAGCCCUUCGAAAAUCCCGUAGAACUAGUGCAGCCAAACGUAAAUCCUCUAGACCAAGUCCAGCCUCCCGUCAAAAUCCCAAAACUGAUUUGAGGUCGCGGAUUUCUUCGAGCGGACAACGGUCCCGAAGAUCAAGAUCAAGAUCAAAAUCAAGGCGACGCCCCAGAUCCAGAUCAUUAAUUCGCCGAAGAUCAAGAUCUAGUCCUUAUCGAGAUCGGCCAAGAAAGAACGCUGAACCCUCGCCAAAAUCUAGGGAUCAAAGGCAAACAUGCUACAGUGAAUGGUAUUCGAUUCUGAACGCACCACUGCAAUCUAAUCCAACAAUUCAGACCCAAAAUCCUGGCAACCCCUCCCUGCUUUCAAAUCAAGUUUAUCCUUCUCCUAGUUUUCCUGAUAAUCAAACUGUGCCACCUCCGAACCACCUCACUGUGCCACCUCCGAGCCACCUCACUGUGCCACCUCCGAACCACCUCACUGUGCCACCUCCGAGCCAUCUCACCUUGCCACCUCCGAGCCAUCAAACCAUUCCACCUCUAAGCCAUCAAACCAUUCCACCUCUAAGCCAUCAAACCAUUCCACCUCUAAGCCAUCAAACCAUUCCACCUCUAAGCCAUCAAACCGUUCCACAUCUGAGCAGUAUACUGGUUCAAGAACCACAAUCGAGCUGGAUUCAAUCUGAGCAGAUAUGUGGUUCAACAGUUUUCCCUGCACAAUCCAGUUUCUCAACCAGUACACUUCCUAUUCUCCUCCAAACAGAUCUCAGCCAGUCUCACCUAGAAGCUGAAUCUUUUCCAACAGCUUAUCCCGAGUAUUCAGAUGUUAAUCCGUCUCUAUAUGACAACCAAGUCAUGUAUCCUAUUAAAAGUCUGAGUACCCCUAUCCCGGAAUCAACUUUAUCGGAAACAUCUCUGGUUGAUAGUUUCUCCCAGCAACGGACUAAAAUACGUUUAAACCUGGUUAACUCUGAUUUAUAUGGUAAAACAUUUCCUUCUGAGCAGGACACAUUGCCUGUUACUGAAAGAGAGUCUACCACUCCACUAUUGGACGAAAACAUUCCAGAAAAGUUUCAGAUCUUGGGUGAAGAUGAAAAUGGCGAUGAAAACAAUAUUGAAUCAGAACCUGUUAAGGAGAAUUCAAGUUCAACAAUUGUUCACAAAGACUCGGGAAACAAAGCUGGCGAUGACCAGGAAAAUAAAGAUGUUUUCGAAGAUCUUGAUUACAUCCCAAUGUAUUCAAACAAAGUCACAAUAUUCUUUACUUCUGAAUCCAUGGCAAAGUAUAUUUUCAAAAUUAUUACGAAAAUACCGUCCAAAACACAAAUAGUAGAGAACAAAACCAGAUUAAGCUAUAAAAUAUUUGUUGCCAAGUUUGCUGAAGCAUUUUAUGCAUUCACAGCUUUUGAGAUCAUAAAGCAUCUCAACAUUGAAAAUGAAGCAGAAAGAAUAAUUUGGAGCCAUGUGGAUGGAGAUAAAUCCAGGGUAAAUAAAUCAGGUUUUAAUUUCUGGUCAAUAGGUCUCCUUACACUAGACGAAUAUUCAGCUACGGAGGGAUUACAGAGAAUUCCGCUCAAGAUCUCUAUGACUCACAAGGAUGAGAUUUUCGACGGAGCUGUUCUACCCUCCCAUUUGGAUACACAUACCCUAAGACAAGCUGGUUUAGAAGUAGAGGAUUUUGUUGCACAUCACAAUGGUAAAAUCAUCAUUGAUAGUGUAAAUGCUAAACCCAUCUCUGUAAUCAAGAAUCUUGUGAGUAGUUUUUCUAAACGAUGUAAGGAUAAUAUUCUCGUUUUUAAAAACUGGGACGAGGCCAGAGUGUUUCAGAAGCUUGUCGAGGGUUGUAAUAUGGAAAGAAAAGUGGAAGUUUAUGUCUCUCAUAUCGGAGUUAUGGAAAACCAUCGGCUUGGCUUGAACCUAGCUUGUAAGAUGCCUGAUUUUCUGUUGGAUAUAGCGGAUUGCUUAGAGGAAGAAAGUAAGCAUAUAAUUGAACAUAUAUGGUCACCAAAAUAUACAAUAGAUAAAACUAUAAAGAGUCAGUUUAUUUUGAAGGAAUAUAUCAAUAAUGUUUCAAGAGAGGAGGAUUUUCUUGAGCUGAAUUGUUUAAAAAUUGAAACUCGGAAUAUGAUCUCUAUUCUCCCUGUUCUCCCUGGACACAUCUGCUUCUUGAACAUCAGGUACAUGGAGGUCAAUGGCGAGUACUACCUAGCUGCCGUGGAUGCGUGUUUAUCAAACAAUUUUGGAACUAAUCAUAAUUUGUUUCUGCCCGUUCAGAUACCAGGUGUAGAUCCAUCAAUAGUAUUCGGGGAAAAGUACAAGAAAAAUAAGAAUAUAUGCAUUCAUGCAGAGAGGUCUUUUCAGGUUGUGCCUGAAGAAACCGCGCUUAGAAUUCUGUUCAGUUUUGUUCAUGACUUGAGCACAAAUGGUUGUUCUCUUGUUCUCUUCAACUCCUAUCUAUCUCUACCUCCUCUGCUCUCUGCUCUGGACAGACAUGAUCUCACUAAAUCCUUCUACACAACCUUUACAGCACUUCUUCAAGUUGUGGACUUGGUGAAGAAACAAAUAUAUCAUUUCCCAAGUAUUGAAGAUAUUCAAGAGAAAGAGUCUAAUUCCGAUUUGAGCACCAUUAUUGAAUUAUGCACAUCUCACAAAGAGAAGCUUAGUAACUUCGCCAAACCUAUGACUGUGGUCAAGUUCUGUAAGGAGAAGCCUCAAGCCUUUCAGGUUCGAACUAUUAGAUCUAGUUUUGAGGUUGCUGCUUAUUCGAAGAAGCCAUUGGCUUGUCAAAUUCAUUUUGGCUGUAUCCCUCCUCUGCGUUUAGUCGGAUUUUGUCUGAUUCCAGUGUUCAAUAUUUCUAGUGAUAUGAAUGUUCAAUUUGAGCAGCAUCCUGUACUUCUGGAACAUGUUACAAUUAUCUUUGAGAACUGUUCAAACCUUGAAACUGAAGUGAAGUUUACCAAUGGAGUGAUCGGGAUUCUUCAGCUGCCACCAGAUAGGAUUGGAAUACCCCGGAGCAUUCCCCAUCUUCAGGUUCAGGGCGGUAUUUUCAGCUCAACUGCUGGGAUCGUUCUAGGACUGGAGAGGAAACCUACUGACAAGCAGGAUGAUAUUGUAAGUAGUAUAUCUAGAGACAGAUUGAACUUGAAUGAGAAGUUAGGAAAUUCUAUCGAGGGAGUAUUCCAGGAGGAAGUUAAUAGGAUUCACAAUGCUCAGAGCACAGGCCCUGAUGAAACUCUCAAUGAUGAUAACAGGCAGACCGUGACUAAGGAUUUCCCAAGAAAUAAGGAAUUAUCCUUGUAUAAAUUAGAACAAAUACCCUUAACUAUACCACAAAAGAUUUCCUCUGCUUCCUCCUUUGCACCACAGGCACAGGAAACAACCCCACUAAUGAUACAACAACAAGCCCUCUUGACUACAUUAGAAAAAGUGCCUCAAACACAAAAAAGACUUGCACCCAGAUUACAAGCUUCUGUUGUUUUACCACAACCGGAUACGGUUAGUAGAGCUCCCGUUCCUGCUGUUAGGAUAGAGAACAGUUCUGUUUUCAAGUUUGAUGGGACGAAGUACGAUGAUGUGAUCCUGGCAACAUUUGAAUAUCACGGUGGUUGGUUUAUGCAAGUUUUGUUCCGGUCUCUGGUUCUUGGUAAACCUGAGUUAAGACUAGGAGUUCGUCCCAACUUAAUUCUCUGUGAAACUUGUCAAUCCAAUACUGCUCUUCACUCAACAAUGCAAUGUCCAGCUUUGGAAUCUUGUUCCUGUCCCUACAAACCCCCACAUACCCGGAGAAGUUGUAAGAACCCCAUCUGUUGGAUUUGUAAGGAAGCUCAUCCUUGGCGUUCCUGUCCUAACCCAAUCCUGGAUGGUUUAAUGAAGCUAAAAAGUAAGAAAGGAUACAGAUUCUUGAAUGACAUGGUUUUAUACCAAUCAUCUACGGACGUGUCCCCUCUACUGUGUGAAACUAAAUCUAAAGUUCUCCAUAUACUGGGACAGCACUGGUCUGGUUCAAGGAAUAUCUUGGUUGGAAGAAAUAUUCACACUCUUCUCAAACUGUUUGUGAGUAAAGAGACGGAUAAUACUCAUCUUAUAUCUGGAGCAGUGGAUCUUGCCUGGUUAUUAACAGAUCAACAGAAAGAUACUGAUCCCGCAAUUCUUCUUCACAUUCCACAUGAGGUUUUUCACGACCUUCAUCUCCGUUCUGUCAGGUUGGAGAACUUGUUCUCUCCGAAGGGGGUUGAUCUUACAGAACAUAUAGCUCCGGUUAACUCUAUCGAGGAUAUUCAUAGAAUCAAGACUAGGUCUAAAAACGUAAAAAAUUCCAAACAAAGCUCCAAUUUAGAAAUUAACUCCAGCAAUGAGAUGAAUAUACAAUCCCCUUUGGACAAACAGAAGAACUCAAAUUACAAAAUUAUGUCGUCAAACCUAAAUAUUGAAUUGAAUUCAACAGAGCAAGCUGAAAACCGGAUGGAGUUGAAUCCAACAGAGAAAGCUGAAAACCUGACCGAGUAUCCAGAUCCGUCCUCUCCUCCAUACAUUGUAUCAAGUUCUUCAGAGGACGAAGAUAUCGUUGUUCUAACAACAUCAAAAUCUGCUUACGUCCCUUCGGAGAAUCGAAUUCAUCCUCUAGAGAAAUCUGUUUUCUCUUCAGUCAACAGGGGUUCCUCUCCAGAUAUAAUAAUUUACCCCCAGAAAGAGUGGUUUUCGUUUCCGGACAAAACAGAUGAGUUGGAGAACAUCCAGGUUUCCGCCGAGCCUGAAUACAGUGAGUCGAGUCCCAAGUAUAAGGUUAAUAAUGACUCCGAUAUUGAGAUUCAAUCUAAUGAGUUUGAUUCGUCAAGGUUCCGCUGUCUAAUGCUCUAUCCAAACUUUGAGAAUUUUGUCCGUGCCUAUUUUGAAAUGAAGAACGGUGAUAUUUGCAGUGAACGGUGUGAUAAUAUUAUCUGUCAUCUCGCCUCCGCGAUGGAAUUGGAUUCGAUAAAUCCGUUGCUGAACAUGAUUAGGGAUAACUACGAUGAAACCCGUGGGUUAAAGGACUGGGCUCUCAUUUUUCAGGACGAUUAUCAGAUGUUCUCCGAUGACUUUAUCCCCACUGAGCUGGUGGUUAAUAUCCUACUCUGGAUAUAUACAACACAAUCCCCAGGGGAGACAGGAGCUUCAUCACCAGGUUCAACAGCUCAACCAACCUCCAACACUAAAUCUGUCAGAGAACCAGACUCUAACUACAAAUUUGAAUCUGAAAAGAGAUCAGAAAUAUUCUCAAGGUCGGAUUUUGAAAUAAGAAUAGAAUCUGAUUCCAGGUCUAUAUCUGGAGUAAGAACCGUAUCUGACUUGAGAACUAAAUCCAGAAAGAGUAGAGAGAUUAGAGACCUGAGAUCUAAAAUUGGAAAGAGAACAGAAUAUCCGACCAGUUCCAACUCCGAAUCCAGGAGAAAUGAACCAAAUCACUACAGAUCUGAAUCUGGAAGAAGCGCGGGAAAGAAUUUAGAGAAUGAUAACAUAAGAAGUUCUGGAGCUGACUCCAGGUAUGCAUUGAUCAGCUCCACGUCAGGUCCAAGCUCCAGCUCCAGGCCUGUGUCCCGAAGAAGAUCAGGAUUACCUAAAUCUAAUCCAGUAAUAGAAGAUUGUUUAAUCGACGAAGAGAUUAUCUGUUUAGACUGAACAGUUUCGAUCAUAGUUUGUAAAUCAGUUGUGCCUUGCCUUGUUCGUUAUCAUUUGCUUCCAAACUUAACGAUGGUUGUGAGAAAAAUAGAAGACUGUGAAAUAUUAAAAUGUUUUGUAAAUGAACUUAUUAUUGAAUUGAAGAAAUAAUGAAAUUGUUUGUGUGACAAAAAGUACAUAUAAAUGUGAUGAACUUUUGAUUUUUUAAUGCGUUUAAUCAAAUGCCUAAUCUACGUAUUUAAGCUAAUUUUCAUAAUUUUUUAAAAUAAUUUUGUUUGCAUGCUUAUUAGCCGGAUAUUGAAUUUGAAUGUGAUAAUGUAAAGUAACAAGAUAUUGAAGAUUAUAUUUAUUUUCAGAAA
Eurytemora carolleeae is the source of this 8537-nucleotide messenger RNA. RefSeq lists its product as uncharacterized. The record is from RefSeq and is a predicted model, not a curated record. Lineage: Eukaryota; Metazoa; Arthropoda; Copepoda; Calanoida; Temoridae. The transcript has 10 exons. The coding region runs from base 784 to 8178 and encodes 2464 amino acids.